AUGGAGAAAGCUCCUAGUAAAUCAGCUAUGAAGAGACGACAAGAACUUGUCGAUAUAUUGAUGAGUAACAGACCGUCAGCAAUACAAUCACAUCAAUCAUCGACAUCUUCUGCUACCGAAUCAGUUAUCAGCAUGAUAAUGCCUAAGCCUGGUAAAUCAGCACAAGCUAACAACGAAUUGUCAAUCGCACGUUUAUGGGGCAUCGCAUGGAUGUGGAAGGCAAAUAUUGAUCCUUGGUCAUCAACUGAACCCGACGAAUGGAAAAACUAUUCUGAUAUUGAAAAUAUGAUUAUAGAAGAGGCUUUUAUGGCCGAAAAAGAUAUCGCUAUACUCGAUGACUAUCAUAUUAUCUUUUCCAACAAUGUACAGAUUAACAAUAACAAUACCAAUAAUCAACGACCUGUCCAACGAAUUGUGAUGGGCGAACGAGGAGAGCAACGAUUGAGAGAAGCUCGAUUUAUGCCGAAUCCAAUCAAACUCAAUGCUUCAUUUCGUAAAAAUCAUGUAUUUACAUCAACUUUGGAAUUCGUUCGAGCAACAAGAGAGAAAUUCCAGUUUCAAUGUGAAAAUCUUGAAGAUGAACUUCCAACAAUUGUCGAAUAUGUUGCUCUUGGUCUUAUCAUCGAAGGAAAAUUAGUUGACAAAAAAUGUGAAGCGGAAUGGAUGGCGGAACAAUUGAGAAAAAUGAGCAGAAACUCGAAAGAAGUGAUCGAAAAAUGCUGUGCACGUCUUUAUACAAUGGAAAGUUUUCUUUAUCAAAAACUCAAUGAAGCUAUGUGA
This is a messenger RNA of Rotaria sp. Silwood1, 780 nucleotides long. The record is from the annotation of a GenBank genome assembly. NCBI's taxonomy places the organism in Eukaryota, Metazoa, Rotifera, Eurotatoria, Philodinida, Philodinidae.